GCAAUGAAUCAAUAAAUAGUGAGUCACAGUAUUUAGGAAAUCAACCACUACAAUCGAGUUUUAGAGGGAAAUAAAAGAUAUGUGGCAAAAAAGAUGGAAGAAGACCCCUUAUACUUUAAGACCUUAUCGAAAGGAUAAAGUCCAAAAUAUUUACUUAUUGGCUGUUCUGAUUCAAGAGCCCCUCCUAAUGAACUGACAGAGACAGAUCCUGGAGAAAUUUUUAUUCAUAGAAAUAUUGCCAACUUAGUUAUACCUACGGAUUUAAAUGUAAGAGUCUCUUUGAUUCUUAAAGCUUAAUUGUGUUAUUCAAUAUGCAGUAGAGCAUUUACAUAUUCAUAAUAUUGUGGUCAUGGGACAUACUUGUUGUGGUGGUGUAAAGGCAGCUAUGACCUAAGAUUCUGUUGGGGGAUUGUUAGACCUCUGGUUGAAUUAAAUAAAGUUGGUUUACGAGAAACAUGCAGACUUAAUAGAGUCCUUUGUCGACGAAAAUGACAAAAUUACUUGCCUAAGUUAGUUGAAUGUCAGAGCUCAAGUUAUGAACAUUUGGAAGAAUCCAAUAAUCCAAAAGGCUUGGCAAAAGGGGAAUCGUAAAUUAAAUAAUUAACAUUCCUAGCUGUAAUGGUCCAUGGAUGGUUAUUCAGGGUCGAAACAGGAUAUAUAGAGGAACUCUUGAUUGAUCAACACACUCCUGAAGAAAUGUGCAAGGUGUAUGCUCUAAAGUUCAAGUUGGAAUCAGAGAAAUAAUUGUCUAAGCACGUUUCUCCAACAGGCUCUCCCAAAAACAAUGCAAAAAAAAGAUUCUAAAAUAUGCAACGAAAAUUAAUCGAACAUAUCAAUUAACUUAAGGAAAAUAAAAUAGAGGAUUUUGAUUUAGAAACUAAGGAAAUUGGGGGGUUCAUAGAAAGUUCUAAAGAUUUAUGA
Molecule: messenger RNA, 921 nt
Organism: Paramecium octaurelia
Lineage: Eukaryota; Ciliophora; Oligohymenophorea; Peniculida; Parameciidae
Source: the annotation of a GenBank genome assembly